UUUAACGUGAGGACGAGCUCUUCCAACAAGUAUAAUUUCAAUUCCCUAACUUUGAAAGGGGGUGUUGGUACACCGAGGGAACAUUCAUGGCGGAGGGGCACCACGGAAGAACACCAGCCACACCCCGUAGAGUAGCUAACGUUAGCUAGCAUUCUGCUAACUAGCCAAGCUAAGCUGGCCAAUUACGAAGCCUUUGUAAACUAGUCAAAGAAGCUAGCGGGCUAGCUAGCACUAGCAAGUGCCGUUCAAGCUAGCCAGACGUUCACGUCUUGUGGGAAAACGAUCGUAAUUUCCAUCGUCACCCCGGAACACGAGAGAGCGUCAGUGACCAUGGACCCGGCGUUGGACUGAACAUCCGGAGACUGCGGGCUGUAGGGAUUGCGGCUCGCCAGACUCACUGCUAACGGUUAUUUUUCGUUUGCGAGCGGAGCCACAAUAAGUCGCGGCCCUGGCCAUGCCCUCGAGUGCACGGGCGGGCAAUCUGAAGGACCCGGAGGUGGCAGACCUUUUCUACCGAGACGACCCAGAGAAGCUGUUUGCUGACCUUCGAGAGAUAGGCCAUGGCAGCUUUGGAGCUGUCUACUUUGCUCGAGAUGUGCGGAACAAUGAGGUGGUGGCCAUCAAGAAAAUGUCCUACAGUGGCAAGCAGACAAAUGAGAAAUGGCAGGACAUUAUUAAAGAAGUGAAGUUUCUGCAGAAACUCCGCCACCCCAACACAAUUGAGUAUCGUGGAUGUUACUUAAGAGAGCACACAGCAUGGCUGGUGAUGGAAUACUGUCUAGGCUCAGCCUCGGAUCUCCUGGAAGUUCACAAAAAGCCUCUCCAGGAAGUCGAAAUAGCUGCUAUUACCCAUGGUGCACUACAGGGCCUGGCAUAUCUUCAUUCUCACAAUAUGAUUCACAGGGAUGUGAAGGCUGGCAACAUCCUGCUGACGGAGCCAGGCCAAGUCAAGCUGGGGGACUUCGGCUCAGCCUCCAUUGUGGCCCCAGCAAACUCUUUUGUGGGAACUCCCUACUGGAUGGCUCCAGAAGUGAUCCUUGCCAUGGAUGAGGGCCAGUAUGAUGGCAAGGUAGAUGUCUGGUCCCUGGGCAUCACCUGCAUAGAACUGGCGGAGAGAAAGCCUCCUCUGUUCAACAUGAAUGCUAUGAGUGCCUUGUAUCACAUUGCUCAGAACGAGAGCCCCAUCCUGCAGUCCAACCACUGGUCUGAUUACUUCCGCAACUUUGUUGACUCCUGCCUACAAAAGAUUCCCCAGGACCGGCCUACCUCGGAUGUGCUGCUGAAUCAUCGGUUUCUGUGCCGUGAACGACCCCUGACAGUUGUGAUGGAUCUAAUUGCACGCACCAAGGAUGCAGUCCGUGAGCUUGACAACCUUCAGUAUCGCAAGAUGAAGAAGAUUCUCUUCCAGGAGACACAGCCGAAUGGCCCUGUAUCUGAGGGUGGGGAGGAGGAGGAGGAGGUGGAGCAGUACCUGCUACGGACGGGCACGGUCAACAGCAUGGAGAGCUCCCAGUCGGUACCCAGCAUGUCUAUCUCAGCCAGCUCCCAGAGCAGCUCGGUGAACAGCCUGGCGGAUGCCUCUGACGACAGCAGCAGUGAGAUGGCCAUGAUGCAGGAGGGAGAGCAUACAGUCACCUCCAACAGCUCCAUCAUUCACCGGCCCACGGGUCAGGAUAACAUCUAUGAUGACCCCUACCAGCCGGAGAUGGAUCAACCCCAGGCCCCCUCUGCCGGCCGCCGUCGGGCCUACUAUCGCAACCGGGACCAUUUUGCCACCAUUCGAACUGCUUCCUUGGUGACACGUCAGAUCCAGGAGCAUGAGCAGGGCUCAGCACUGCGUGAGCAGAUGUCAGGCUACAAGCGCAUGCGACGGCAGCACCAGAAGCAGCUAAUGGGCCUAGAAAAUAAACUUAAGGCUGAGAUGGAUGAGCACCAACUCAGAUUGGAUAAGGAGCUGGAGAACCAGAGGAACAGCUUCUCUGCAGAAGCUGACAAACUGGCCAAGAAGCAUCAGGCCAUCCUGGAGAAAGAAACAAAAGCGGCCUUAGCAGAGGAGAAGAAGUUCCAACAGCACAUCCUGGGCCAACAGAAGAAAGAACUAACCAGCUUACUGGAGUCCCAGAAACGGCAGUACCGUCAGCGUAAGGAGCAGCUCAAAGAGGAGCUGAGUGAGAAUCAGUCAACGCCCAAGCGGGAGAAGCAGGAGUGGCUGGUGCGUCAGAAGGAGUGUCUACAGCAGAUGCAGGCUGAAGAGGAGGCAGGUCUGAUGCGGAGACAGAGGCAGUACUAUGAGCUACAGUGUCGUCAGUACAAGAGGAAGAUGCUGCUCGCACGCCACAACCUGGAGCAGGACCUUCUCAGAGAGGACCUUAACAAGAAGCAGACCCAGAAGGACCUGGAGUGCGCCAUGCUGCUGCGGCAUCAUGAGUCCACCCAGGAGCUGGAGUUCCGGCAGCUGGGCUCAGUACAGCGUACCCGGGCUGAACUGAUCCGCACACAGCACCAGACAGAGCUCACCAACCAGAUGGAGUACAACAAGAGGAGGGAGCAGGAGCUGAGGCAGAAGCACACCGUGGAGGUCCGCCAGCAGCCCAAGAGCCUCAAGUCCAAAGAGCUGCAGAUCAAGCGGCAGUUCCAGGACACGUGCAAGAUCCAGACACGUCAGUAUAAGGCCCUGCGCAACCACCUGCUGGAGAGCACACCCAAGGCCGACCACAAGGCCGUGCUCAAACGGCUCAAGGAGGAGCAGACCCGUAAGCUGGCCAUCCUGGCUGAGCAGUAUGACCACUCAAUCAACGACAUGCUGUCCACACAGGCUGUGAGUAAGCUUCGAUUGGACGAGACCCAGGAGGCCGAGUACCAGGUGCUGCGAAUGCAGCUGCAACAGGAGCUGGAGCUCCUCAAUGCCUACCAGAGCAAGAUCAAAAUCCACACUGACUCGCAGCAUGAGAGGGAGGCCAAGGACCUUGAGCAGAGGGUGUCCAUCCGCAGAGCACUGCUGGAGCAGAGGAUUGAGGAGGAGAUGCUGUCUCUACAGAAUGAACGCUCAGAGAGAAUCCGUACCCUCUUGGAGCGUCAGGCACACGAGAUUGAGGCUUUUGACUCUGAGAGCAUGCGCCUUGGCUUCAGCAACAUGGCGCUGACGGGCAUCCCUGCUGAGGCUUUCAACCAGGGUUACCCCAACCCCAGCCCCUCCGCAGGCCCUGGCAACUGGCCUUCGCGUCCUGUGCCCCGCUCGGGGAGCCACUGGAGCCACAGUGUGCAGAGUUCGGCGCCCCCUUCCUGGCGCAGCCAGAACAGCAGUGGAGGAGGAGGAGUAGGGUUUAGCCGCGCUGAGUCCAUCACAUCCUCCCAUGGUCUGGGGCGGGACAGUGAGGUUGGCCUGAGCAGCAGGGGAUAUUCCUCCAGCUCUUCCUCCCAUCAUCACCAGCAGCAGCAACAGCACUACCUCCCCCAGCACUACCAGCACCACCAGAGCACGCCGCAGCUGUACCGAGACAGCCAUGACCGGGACGGCAGAGAGCGUGACAGGGGCCGGGAGUGGUCCGGGGGGGGGCACUACUCCCACCACUCCCAGGGCCACCAUCACCAUCACCACCACCACCACCUCUCCUCCCAUGCCUCUGCCCAGUCGCUGGCCCUCCUGCCGCCCCCACCACCACCUCCGCCCAUCUCCCUCUCCUCUUCCUCCCCACCCUCCUCUGCCUCUUCCUCCUCCUCAUCCCAGGGAGGCUAUGGGGGCGGGGGCUUGGGGGUUAGGGGUCCCAGCCUAAUGGCCCUCAGGAACAGCCCCCAGCCGCUGAGGAGAACGGCCUCCGGCGGCCCCGGAGGAGGCGGAGGGGGCAGCGAGGGAGGUCUCAGUCGGAGCACGUCAGUCACGUCACACAUCUCCAAUGGCUCCCAUCUUUCCUUUUCAUGAAACAGGAAGGAGGGGAGAACUAUGACCCAGUGUGUAUCGUUCUGUUUCUCCAGCCAAGAACAAACAGUUAGAAAAGGUAUUUUAACCUCUCCUAAGCCAAGUAAGUUGAGGAAAACAGGUGGAACUGAGGGAUGGGUUUAGGGGUAAUUUACUAUUUUAAUGGAGGAAAUUUUUCAAUUUACAGUUUUCAUCAGUCAUUUUAGAUUUUUUUUUUAAUUAAUCUAUAAAGCCCCACCAUUUUAAAGAGUUCAGAAUUUCCUUUCUUGAACAAUGCAGUGGCUUUUGCCUUGCUAAAGGAAAGGUGGAGAGGAAGCCUUUGAGUAAAGAAAAAAAAAAAACAUGUCUGCCAAGCUGUAUAAGGGGAAGAGUGCUUGUAAUGUGGGCGACCUCAUUUAGCUGUAGUAGAGCCAUGGCCCUCUAUUAAUAACACUAUGGUGAGUCAACCUCUCUAUCAGUUAAUGGGUUUGGGUAGGCUUACGUGAGUAGAAUAAGUAAGUGUUGAAACAAAGCAGUUCAAAAAUUAGAAAAGCAAAGAGCUCAGUUACCAGGGUCAAAGUGGAGAAGGAGCCUGUGUGUGUUGCAAAAUGAACAAAUCAGAAUAAGAUCCUCAAGUCAACUGCAGCAUGAAAGACUUGAUCUAUCUUGGCAUUUAGACCCAACUUAAUUAAAUCCAAUCAGUCUGCAACACAAAGUCCAUUGGUAAUGGCACAAGUACUAUCUAGCUGUCUGUCACCAGUAGGAUGUGUAGAUUUCCAGCUUACAGUAGAUGUCUUUUAAGUAGUAAAUUCAUCAGCAGAGUGCUAGAGCGCAGCUGGUUAGGUGACAAUGAGUUUUUAUGUCACAUUUUGAUGUUGGGUAUUUGUGCAAAACUCUAAAAAUAUGGAUUUGAGCUCAGUGUUGGUCAAUGGUUGCGGAGCUUCCACACAGCUAGCAGGGCUUCAAGAACCACUGUAAUUAUGUAAAUAAUCUGAAACUGUACAUUUUUUAUGUUUGCUUUUUUUUUCUUGUUUUUGUUUUUGUUUUUUUGUUGCCCAGUGGAGAAGCAAAAAUAGCACACGAGGGCAGAACUCUUAAACGCAUUUUCUUUUCUUUUUGUUGAUUUGUAGCUAUUGAGAUUCUAAAUAAAAAUUGAACACUGCCAUCUACUUGUUCUGCCGACCGAGACAACUCUAGCAACUCCCUUUAGGGAUAUUUAAAGGGGUUGUGCCAGAGUAUUUUUGACUGAGCUAAGCACUAAAUAGCAGGUGAACAUUCUGAAAGUGGGGUAUGUGUGUACAGUGCUGAAUGGACCAUGCAGCCUGGUGGCUGCGUGCAUCUGUAUAUAAGAUGUACAUGUGCAUACAAGUUAAUACAAUUAAGUGCAUGGAACCUAUGUACAGACAGCAUUUGUAUUGAUAACAUGCACACAACCUAUUUAUAUAGAUGCAUAUAAAUGUAAGAUACUUGUGUAAAUGUAACAGGUAUAUUGAAGAUUGUUCACUGUCCAACACUUUUGACUUGCAUUGUACUUACAACUGUACAUAUAAGCACUAACUUUGGAACUGUGUUAGAGUAAUAAUAAUGACUAUUUUGUCAUGUGAGUUAUACAAAUUUGUAAUAGAUGCCAUCAUUAUUAUUACUACUACUGCAGUUGUAAUAUUUAUGUUGUAUGCUCCUUUUUAAAUUUUUUUUAAUUUGUUGCCAACUUUGACCACUAGGUGGGGAAUAAGCAAUGUUACUGUGAUAGAACUAUAGAAAAUUGUUACAUUUUUAAGGAGGAAAAUAAGGACUACCUUUCCCAUUGUUCCUGUCUAGGUCUCAGGGUAGGAGUCUACUGGGCAGGGAUAUGUCAGGGUUGUUUUACAGUUUUUUUUUUGAGCCAGUAUUGUGGACUUUACUCUUCCACAGCCUAGUUGAAAAGACAAAUUUCCAGAGUUUUAAUGCGUUCAGCACAUCAGGUUCAAUGUUUCACAUGGUUUUAGUUCACUUUUCUCCUUCUCCAUUAUCAUACAACAGUUGUGACUUUGCAGCUGCAGAUUCUCUGUUAAUGCUGCACCCUGUAUCCCCAGACCCACGGCUGUUCACAUGAUCACCUUAUCGUUUAGUUUUGCACAGUCUUGAAUGGGUAGAGACGGAUAUCCUUCUGAAAUAUGUUUACUUCUAUAAGUGUGUCGCAGGUCAUGAUGGGAAGAAUUUUUUUGUUUGGUUUUUUUUUUUUAUGUUUUGAUUUGCCAUCCUAUUUUCUCAAGGCGAGAGGCAACUUUCUCUGGUCAUCCUCUCUCAUAGGCUGUUACCAAUAGUAUGAUCAAGCCAGCAACUGCAUUAACACCGCCACUGUUAGGAGAAAGGACAUUUCCUUGUGUUCUAAUGCUAUCUUAGUUGUCAUGUCUACCUCAUUUGCACUGAUAGUAAAAGAAUGUCUGGGUAAAAAAAAAAAAACAGCAUUUUCUUGUAUGCAAACCUAGCAUUUUUUUUUUAUCUUUUGUUAUUCUCCCACAUCCGUGCAAAUGUUGACAAGAAGUGAAUGAGAAUAAGGGACAGAGAUCUCCCACCUUAAUGCUGUGUCACUCCAGCAGGCAAAUUCAAAGAGAUUGUCCGGAGCCCUUGCUUCUGCUGCAAACAAGAGAUCGGCAGCAUUUUUUUUCUUUUACUUUUUAAAUGGAUUCUUUUUUCAGUCUCCCACCGUUUACACAUGGAACGUGGAACAUGCUGGAUUCUAAUCCCGUGGUCGUAAGCCCAUGGGCAGUCAGAGACAUUGCGGCAGGUCGAAAGAAGGCACCUGAAACAUUAGUUGCGUGGACUUUGGCAGCGGACAUGUCUCAUUGGAAUCCAUCAGCGAACUGCUUUCGUUAGCACAGGGUGGGAGGGCUAUGUCGGCUGACAAGGUUUUUCCCUGCCAUGUCUUGGCUCAACGCUAAAUGGAAAAAUCUGAAUUCUCGUUGCCAAGUUAUCAGUAAUUUUUUUUUUGUGUUCUCUGACUUUAAACAAGCUCCACUGCUUUUGGUUUUCCCUCGUCUGAGCUUGGGAAUAAAUUUCAACAGUAUAAUUUCUUUUGCCAAUAAAGGAUGUUGCUGCGGAAUGAAGUUAACCCCAUUCCACUUUGCCGCCUAAGCCUCCACAAAAGCAGGGAAAACCCCUGGUGUUCAUUUUGCUUCUAGCCAGCAGAACGAUGAGAUGAGAUGGGUGGGUGGGGUGGGGGUGGGGGAUGUCACCCUACCCAACACAUCCCAAGAUAACUGGUAGAGCAACUGUUAGGAUGAUUGAUGGGUAUGAGUAAGUAUGAUAGUGUUCAGUGUCUGUUGGACGUGAGGGAGAUGUUUGGGGGGGUUGGGGGUUGAUGCAUUCAGAGAUGUUUUUACAGAGGCCAGGUUAAAUGUUCAGGUUUACUGCAAAAUGGUAGGAGGCACAGCGUAAAAUUAGUUGUACAGAAAUGUUUAAAAAAUUUUGGGAAAAAUAAAUGAACAAG
Messenger RNA from Lampris incognitus (smalleye Pacific opah), 7364 nucleotides. RefSeq names its product serine/threonine-protein kinase TAO2-like. The transcript has 20 exons. Bases 455 to 3919 code for a protein of 1154 amino acids. Gene Ontology annotation, biological process: protein phosphorylation. Lineage: Eukaryota; Metazoa; Chordata; Actinopteri; Lampriformes; Lampridae. Gene Ontology annotation, molecular function: ATP binding; protein kinase activity. The record is from RefSeq and is a predicted model, not a curated record.